CUCCGAAAAGUCACCUAGGUCAAUCAUUCACUUGGCGCCCAUCCUCUUUUUGAUUCAAAGCUAUCCGUGUUCAGAACAUACCUAGCAACCCUACCAUGGCGCAGCCGAAAUACCUAAGUGGCGACGUUGCCGCCAUCAAUGAGUUCAUUGAUAAGUUUGAUGUGUUUUUGUUCGACUGCGAUGGUGUUCUAUGGUCUGGAGACCAUGUUUUCGAGGGUGUUGUCGAGACGCUCGAGUUGCUGAGAUCAAGAGGCAAGAAGACGGUGUUUGUGACCAACAACUCAACAAAGUCUCGUCCCGAGUAUAAAAAGAAGUUCGAGGGCUUGGGAAUCCCAGCAGAUGAAGAUGAGAUCUUUGGCUCCGCAUAUUCUUCUGCCAUCUACAUCUCAAGGAUUCUGAAGCUGGCGCCGCCCAAGAACAAGGUCUUUGUUGUUGGAGAGGCAGGCAUUGAGCAGGAGUUGACGACCGAGAACAUCCCCUUCAUCGGUGGCACCGACCCAUCCUUCCGGAGAGACGUCACAGUAGAAGACUUCAAUGGCCUUGCGGACGGAUCUCUACUCGAUCCUGAGGUCGGCUGUGUGCUCGUGGGCUUAGACUGGCACAUCAACUACCUGAAGCUGUCGCAUGCAUACCAAUACCUCCGCCGUGGCGCCGUGUUUCUGGCCACGAAUGUGGACUCAACCUUCCCCAUGAACAACAACUUCUUCCCCGGCGCAGGCUCCAUCAGCGUUCCGCUGGUUCACAUGACGGGACAGGAACCCGUGGCGCUCGGAAAGCCUAGCCAGGCCAUGAUGGAUGCCAUCGAGGGCAAGUUCCACCUGGACCGCGCACGGACGUGCAUGGUGGGAGAUCGGCUCAACACCGAUAUCAAGUUCGGCAUCGAGGGACGGCUGGGUGGCACGCUUGCAGUCCUGACGGGUGUGAACAAGAAGGAGGACUGGGAGGCGGCGGAUGCGGUUGCCGUGCCAUCGUUUUACGUCGACAAGCUUAGUGACCUUAGGGCUGCAGCGCAAUAAAGGUGGAGAACCAGGAACUGGUGAUGUACAGGGUGCGGAUAUGAGGAGCUACGCAUGCCUGGUAAGACCGGGGGCUAUAGAUG
Molecule: messenger RNA, 1099 nt
Organism: Neurospora hispaniola
Lineage: Eukaryota; Fungi; Ascomycota; Sordariomycetes; Sordariales; Sordariaceae
Product: 4-nitrophenylphosphatase
Exons: 3
Coding region: 96-1016 (306 amino acids)
Molecular function (GO): alkaline phosphatase activity; phosphoglycolate phosphatase activity
Source: RefSeq, a predicted model, not a curated record